Molecule: messenger RNA, 1104 nt
Organism: Monoraphidium neglectum
Lineage: Eukaryota; Viridiplantae; Chlorophyta; Chlorophyceae; Sphaeropleales; Selenastraceae
Exons: 6
Coding region: 1-1104 (367 amino acids)
Molecular function (GO): DNA binding
Source: RefSeq, a predicted model, not a curated record
AUGUCCCCGCAUCCAUCGUAUCGCAGGGUGCUGCGGCAGCAGACGUUUGGGUCAACGCGCGUUGACUUUGUGCUGGAGAGGGAGGGCGGCGGCCUGCUGCUGCUCGAGGUGAAGAACGUGGUGUGUGCAGACUACCCAGAUGGGGGUGUCCCUGAAGGCAGGUCCAAGGUUGGCGUCUACACGUCACCAGCCAAGCCCUACGUUCGCACCGCGAUCUUCCCCCACGGCGCCCAGAAGAAGGCCAUCGGUGUCGUGUCAGACAGAGCCAUCAAGCACCUGCAUGAGCUCACGCUACUGCAGCGCCAAGGGGCAGUCCAGCCGCCGCCGCGGCUCGCGGCCGCGCUCAGCAGCGGCGGCGGCGGCGGCGGCGGUGGCGGCAGCGGCGUGACCGUCGACGCAGACGGGCGGGUGCCUGCGCAGGCGGCUGUGCUGUUUGUGGUCAACAGGCCCGACUGCGAGGCCUUCCGGCCCUGCCACGAGGCGUGCCCCAUGCUGGCGCGCGUGCUGCGCAGGGCGGAGGACGCGGGGGUGGCGGUGCUGGCCUACUCAAUUGACUGGGAGGGCGGCAAGGCGUUCUGGGGGCGGCGGCUGCCCGUCGUGUAUGGCGCUGACGUCAGCGGCGCUGACGUGGACGAGGCCCACUUGGCUCGCGUCCUGGAGUUCAACGCAACUGACCCCCGCACCCACUGGAAGGCGGACAGGCGGUCCCCCAAGACCUCCCCCGCAAAACCCGCCAAAUCAAAGGCUGCCGAAACGACUGCAGAGGCAGAGGCUAUCGAGGCUGCGGCGCCGGAAGUUGAGGAGUCUCCGAAGCCAAAAGGCAAGAGGAGGGCCGCCAACGCAGGCAAGCAUGGGGAGGCGGUGGCGGCUGGCAUCGAGGAGGAGGGCGGCGGAGCGGCAGCUGGCGGCAUCGGGGGCGCGAAAAAGCGCGGUUCGAAGAGGGCGGCGGCAGCAGCAGGCACGCCCGCACCGGCGACGCCCGAGCAGCCGGCGCGGCGGCGGGGGCGGGCGGUUGCGAGCGACGGCGGAGCUCUGCUUGAUGGCGGUGGGCCGGCUGCUGCCGCGUCAGGCUCGCGCGCCAAGCGCACGCGCACACGCGCGUGA